Messenger RNA from Topomyia yanbarensis, 1233 nucleotides. RefSeq lists its product as uncharacterized. NCBI's taxonomy places the organism in Eukaryota, Metazoa, Arthropoda, Insecta, Diptera, Culicidae. The transcript has 2 exons. Bases 132 to 998 code for a protein of 288 amino acids. The record is from RefSeq and is a predicted model, not a curated record.
CUUCUCGUCGUAAGCGUUUUGAGCCGUUUUCUUCAACAGAACGCUUUCGGGAUACCUUGCUAUUCAAUCGUUCUGCGUCGAGGUCUUCACGCAGUGACUCGUUAGCCAGCUUACGUAGUACCAUCGAUCCUAUGAUUACGCCCCCAACAGGUCAAACUUCGAGUUACAAUCGUAGUGAUCCAUUCUCAAGUCGACGUAUUCACCACGGGGUGCUGUCCAAUCAUUCUAGCUUAAAAUCAUCACAUCGUAACCCGUUAUCUAACAUGCGUCCUUACAAUGAUCAUUUAGUAACCCCCGCUACAGGCCAAUCUUCAAUGCCGCUUAAAAUUAGCAAAGACACACAAGCCGACGAAAAUACAUCGGAUUCCAAGGGUUCUGAUGCUUUAAUUACAUUUAGUAAACAUAAUAAUGAACCGCCAUCUUUAACAACAGAAGGGCUCGAGUUAGUGAGCACAGCAGAUAUGUCUCAACUCGGUGACAAUAGAGGCGACAUUUGUGAUGCAGACUCAAAUAACAGUGAAGACGGCGAUGAGGCAGGAGACGCCACGCUGUUGAACGAUUUUUCGCUUUUUGAAUAUUUCCAAUCUUACCAUCACGAAACAUUGAUAAAUGAAACUGAUUCCACUGAUAUCUCUGAUGAAGAGGAACUAGGUUUAGGAUUCAAAGAAUUCGAGGCGCCAUCCAGCAAGAAAAGAGAUUCAAAUUCAAAGAAUAAAGAUCUGAAAGAGCGGGGAUUGGAGUAUACUCGUUCUAAUGGCAAGAAAGCACCAGCUCGAAGCAUCAAAGCGCCGUGCGAAUGUUCGAAAAUGGCCUGUCAUUUGAAGUACAACGCUGAUAUGCGCGAGAAAAUGCUAAAAAGCUUGCUCCAGCUAAAAUCAUCAGGCCAAAACCAGUUCCUCAGUUCGCAUAUCGAUAUAAAAUAUGCGGCCAAGCAUCGAGUGAGCAAAUUGCAAUUCAAUAUAUGUAGUAUUAAUAUUACCAAUUCCGUUGGCUUUUAGGUUUUGAACUCACAAAGAAAAUUCACCUUUAAUUAUUUUUUACCCGGUGUCGGAGGAAGAGUACGUAUUUGUAAGAAAAUGUUCCUCUCAACAUUCGACAUUAAAGAGAAGAAGGCCAGAGUUCUAGCUCAAAAGCUGGUAAGAGGUUCGGGAAUUUGCGCUGAAGACAAGAGAUCGGAGUUUUCAAGCCAUAUAACGAUAGGCCAGGAAACACGUCAUUACAUCGAAGAACACA